AUGGCUCCUAUACGGGUAUCAGAGUGGCGGAAGCUCCCCUUAAAUCUAACUGAUCUUUGCAUCGAAACAACUCUCCGUUGUGGGCAAUCUUUUCGAUGGCGUAAAAUAGAUGAUGAAUGGAAUUGUGUUCUUUAUGGACGACUACUCUCAUUAAAGCAGGAUAAGCAUCAUCUUCACUACAAAGUAGUUUCAUCAACAACUAUUCCAUCAGCGUUGACGCCUCCAUUACCCAUCAAAGAUGAAAACGAUACCAUCAAUUAUGAUGAUACUGAAGCUCUUCUUAAACACUAUUUCAGUUUAAAGCAUGACUCAACGGCACUGUAUGACCAGUGGUCGAAGUCCGAUCCUAACUUCCGGAAGAAAGCGUCAAAGUUCAUGGGAAUUAGGAUUCUAAGUCAAGAUCCAUGGGAAGCACUGAUCGCAUUCAUUUGCAGUAGUAACAACAAUAUUUCACGUAUUUCUCAGAUGGUUCAUAAACUUUGUAUACACUACGGCCCGCUAGUUGGGCACAUUGGAGAUGAGGCCUUUCACGAUUUUCCAACACCCCAGGCACUUAGCGGAAAGAAAGUAGAUGCUCAUCUCAGGGAACUAGGGUUUGGCUACAGGGCCAAAUUUAUUGCCGAAACAGCCCGUUUAAUCUGUGAGGAGAAACCAGAAGGUUGGCUUGAAAGUCUCAUAAACCCCGAAAAUCCUGGCUGGUCUAAAUUGACUCUACCUAAAGCCGUAGAGGUAGCCACAUACAAGCAUGCCCAUGAGCAGCUUCUUCUUCUCCCAGGGGUUGGCCCAAAAGUCUCAGACUGCGUCUGUCUGAUGGGCUUGGGCUGGGGAGAAGCAGUUCCCGUGGAUACACACGUAUGGCAGAUUGCACAGAGAGAUUACAAAUUUGGCAAGACCAAAACGAAGACCUUCUCCAAGGCAAUGUAUGACUCCGUCGGUGAUCAUUUUCGAAGUAUAUGGGGUCCUCAGGCGGGAUGGGCCCAGUCGGUACUUUUCACCGCGAACCUAAAGUCAUUCUCAGAGCAGGCAACCGGCAAGGUUGAAGUUGUUGAUGUCAAGGUGAAAGUUGAGGAAAUUGGAGAUAUUACGGCCGAUGAGCCCCCAGCCCGUACCCGGAAAAGACGCCAAGUAGUAGCCGAAGUAGUGAAGGUUGAAAGCAAUACCUCCACAGAAUCAGUACGAACUAGCAAGAGGGUGAGAACUAGAAGUUAA
Molecule: messenger RNA, 1209 nt
Organism: Daldinia childiae
Lineage: Eukaryota; Fungi; Ascomycota; Sordariomycetes; Xylariales; Hypoxylaceae
Product: N-glycosylase/DNA lyase
Exons: 4
Coding region: 1-1209 (402 amino acids)
Biological process (GO): base-excision repair, AP site formation; base-excision repair; nucleotide-excision repair
Cellular component (GO): nucleus
Molecular function (GO): damaged DNA binding; 8-oxo-7,8-dihydroguanine DNA N-glycosylase activity
Source: RefSeq, a predicted model, not a curated record